AUGGCGCCUAAAAGUAGCGUGUGGAAGUUUUUCGAAAAACACAAUAAAAAACCGAAUGAAUUGGCUGUAUGUGUUGUUUGUAACAAACACCUAAAAGCAUGUGGCAAUACAAGCAAUCUCAUAGGUCAAAUUAAAGCUAUGCACAAUGAUAUUUUCGUAACCCAUCUAACAUCUUCCGAAAAAGUGCUUAAUAAGACCGACGGCACCGAAGUAAAUAAAAAUGCAAGUCUCGUUCCCGCAUCUUCAGAACCUUGCCCAAGUACCAGCUCAUCACACCCAGUAUCUGCGCUAUCAUCAGGAUUUCAGCAGAAUUUGCAAACGUGUUUCGCAAAUAUAAGCUCUUUCAAGGACGGCGGUGAUAAAAUUAAUAAUAUAAUCACGUUCAACACCAGUGCACCACAAAUGGUGUCAGCUCUCGACAUGGAAGUUUUGAAGGAUUUUGUAGUUAUGUUCAAACCAAUUGAAUUUGCAACAAAAGAAGCUUGUGGUGACAAGUUUGUUACAUCUAGCAUCGUUAUACCAGUGGUUCGCUUGUUGCGAAAAAAGGUCAUGGGAGCUACAACCAAUACGAAUUUGGGAACAACAUUGAAGGGCAACAUCAUGAUAGAAUGGAACAAGCGGUUCAAAAACAUCGAGCAUCACUGUCAGUUUGCGAUGGCUACGAUACUUGAUCCGAGGUUUAAAAACAUCCAUUUCGAUGACAGUGUGGCAGUGGGGAUGGCAAUCCGGAAGUUGACAUCUGAAAUGAAGGAGGAAGAAGAAGAAACGUCAUCAGAAUCCGAUGUUGAACAAGUCAACCAAGAUGAUGAAAUUGGUGAUGGCUUUAGUCUAUGGGACGACCACCACAGGCUCGUACAGGAAAGUUGGAAAUCAAAAAAACGGAUAAGGACUGUAGAUGAACUAGGCACAUUAAAUACGAUGCCACCGGAAUUAUCAAUUUAUUUGAAGAGCCCAGUCGUUAAGCUAACGGAUUGUCCCCUGGAUGUGUGGCCAGAAGGAUACCACAAAAACUCUUCUUUGUUGGAAAUAGCAAUGAAAUACUUAACAGUGAUGGCAACUUCCGUGCCGUCAGAACGUGUUUUUUCCACCACGGGAAAUAUUGUUACCUGUAAAAGAAGUUGCUUAUCGGGAGAAAAACUGGACAAACUGCUUUUUUUACAAACUGUUAAUAGUAAGUUUUGGGGCUUACAGUGA
This is a messenger RNA of Rhagoletis zephyria (snowberry fruit fly), 1194 nucleotides long. RefSeq lists its product as uncharacterized. Gene Ontology annotation, molecular function: protein dimerization activity; DNA binding. Lineage: Eukaryota; Metazoa; Arthropoda; Insecta; Diptera; Tephritidae. The record is from RefSeq and is a predicted model, not a curated record.